Messenger RNA from Oreochromis aureus, 1434 nucleotides. Its product is annotated as granzyme K-like. The record is from RefSeq and is a predicted model, not a curated record. The transcript has 5 exons. Gene Ontology annotation, molecular function: serine-type endopeptidase activity. Lineage: Eukaryota; Metazoa; Chordata; Actinopteri; Cichliformes; Cichlidae. Gene Ontology annotation, biological process: proteolysis. Bases 14 to 793 code for a protein of 259 amino acids.
GAGGUAAGAAGAAAUGUCCUGCCUGAGGAAUUUCAGUGUUUUCAUCUCAUGCAUGUGUUUCUUCAUCAUCCAGCCAGGUCAUGGUUCGGAGAUUAUUGGAGGGAAAGAAGUCGAGCCACACUCACUGCCUUUCUUGGCUCAUGUGAAAAGUGAACGAUUUACAUGUGGCGGGACAUUAAUCCAUCCACAAUGGGUCCUGACAGCUGCCCACUGCACGGAUAUGACUAUAGUGAUCCUGGGAGCACACUCCCUCAGGAAAGUGGAAGUUGAUUCUUGGCAGGUCAGAGAGGUUGAGAAACAAUUUCCUCAUCCUGACUUUUCCUGGGUAACCACGGUCAAUGACCUCAUGUUGCUCAAGCUUAAGGAACCAGUGACGCUAAACAAGACAGUGAAAUGUCUCCGGUUGGGCAACACUGUCAAGGAGCCUCCAGCUGGCAGCAAAUGCAUGGUGGCUGGAUGGGGACUAACCAAAAACAACCAACCAUCUGAUGUCCUCAUGUCUGCCAAUGUGACUGUGAUCGACAGACAAAAAUGCAAUUCUCGUGAUUAUUACAACCAUCACCCUGUUAUCACCAGUGACAUGAUAUGUGCUGGUUCGACUGGUAAAGAAAAGGCUGAUGCCUGUAGAGGGGAUUCAGGAGGGCCACUGUUGUGCAAUGGGGUGCUGGUUGGAGUUACUUCUUUUGGAAAGAAGUGUGAGAGUAAAGAGAACGUACCAGGAGUCUACGCAUUUGUCUCAAACAAACAACUCAACUGGAUCAAAGAAACAAUGAAGUCAUAUGAAAUGCCAUGAAUCCACAGGCAUCAAUACAUAUGAGCUAAGCAAGACAAAAAUCUUGAAUGCUUUUACGCUUAAUCUGUCACUGCUUUCACCAUAGAAACUACACAUAUAUGAUAUCAGCCCUUAGUACUUUCCACUGCAGAAACAUAAAUCCAAAUCGUCUUUUUAGCCUUUCUCUAGGGCAAUCAUUGUGAUGGUUUGUGGAUUAUUUGAUUUUCCAAAACUGCAUUUUGGCUGCUGUUACUGUAGAGUCUACAUAGAUGUGGUUAUUUCUGAAAGAAUUUCUACAAGAACAGUUCCUAAAAUAAUUUCUUCUUGCAGUGGAAAAUGACCUUUACCCAUCUUUUAUUGUCCUACUUGUGAAAAAAUAAAACUUACUACUGUUAACUACAAAAUUUUGUUAAUCUUUUUCCAAAUAAUAUAAAGUAGCCAGAAAUAUGAGUGCUACUUGUUCCAGCAGAUGUCUGCUACUACUGCAAUAAAACCAAGUAAACAGUUUUUUUUUUGUUUGUUUGUUUGCUUUUUGAGCAUGAUAAGAUGAAAAAAAAUUUGGAUAAAGAUUUUUUUUUUUUUAAACAAAGAUUUGUUCUUGAAACCCCCCAGGCAACAUUUUUAUAUACCUUUAUCUAUUAUCUAUUUUCUAAUAAAGCUAA